Molecule: messenger RNA, 2015 nt
Organism: Trifolium pratense (red clover)
Lineage: Eukaryota; Viridiplantae; Streptophyta; Magnoliopsida; Fabales; Fabaceae
Exons: 7
Coding region: 162-1757 (531 amino acids)
Source: RefSeq, a predicted model, not a curated record
ACUCAAACUGACCCCACAAGUCCCUCUCUUGCAUUUUCUCUUCCUUUUUCUUCUCUCUUUUCCCUUUCUUUCUCCCUUUUACAUCACACCACACACUCUUUUCACUCAAAACAACACUCUCAAAAACCCACUCAUUUUUCAUUGUUGAUGCUUAUGAUCAAAUGGGUAAGCUUCAUUUUGCAUUAAGUUUUGUUCUUUUGAUUCUACUUGCAAAUGUCUCAGCUGCACCACUACUAACCUCACCUAUUUCACCUGCAAAGAUUGUUAAUGGGUUUCUCUCAAAUGUUGUGCCUGUUUUCACCAAUUGGGUGUUUUCUCUCAAACCAACAGCUAAAAAAGCGAUUGCUGGGAAGUCGAUGAUGAAGUUUGAGAGUGGAUACAAUGUGGAGACAGUGUUUGAUGGAAGUAAGCUUGGAAUUGAGCCAUAUGCAGUUGAGGUGUUGUCUAAUGGGGAGCUUUUGAUUCUGGAUUCGGCUAAUAGUAACAUUUAUAGGAUUUCAUCAUCACUUUCUUUGUAUAGCAGACCAAAACUAGUGGCAGGAUCUGCUGAAGGAUACUCUGGACAUGUUGAUGGGAAAUUAAGAGAGGCUAGGAUGAACCAUCCAAAGGGGAUUACUGUUGAUGACCGAGGAAAUAUCUAUGUUGCAGAUAUUAUGAAUAUGGCUAUUAGGAAAAUUAGCGAUUCAGGGGUCACAACAAUUGCUGGAGGAAAAUUGGGCCGUGGAGGGGGCCAUGUUGAUGGACCAAGUGAAGACGCUAAAUUCUCUAAUGACUUUGAUGUGGUUUAUGUUGGAAGUAGCUGUUCCCUGCUCGUCAUUGACAGAGGAAACCAAGCGAUCAGGGAGAUCCAAUUACGCUUUGAUGACUGUGCUUAUCAAUACGAAAGUGGCUUUCCACUUGGAAUUGCAAUGCUUAUUGGAGCUGGUUUCUUUGGUUAUAUGCUGGCAUUACUUCAGCGUCGACUAAGUACAAUUGUUGCAUCUCAGGGGGUCGAGGGCCCAGUAAUGUCGGCCAUUUCACCCAGUCCAUACCAAACGCCGUUGAAAUCUGUCAGACCUCCUCUGAUUCCAUCAGAAGAUGAAUCUUAUAAGCAAGAAGAAGGUCUCUUUGGAUCUAUUGGGAAGCUUCUUUCCAAUGCUGGGGCAUCAGUAGUUGAAAUAAUGGGUUUCAGGAAAAAACCGCAAAGCUAUGAAUUUCAAAGCCAACCCUUAUUCCAUCAACCUGAAAAUCAAGUAAAUGGUUGGCCUGUGCAAGAAAGUUUUGUAAUUUCAAAUGAAGAUGAACCCCCUUCUAUUGACCCGAGAACUCCAACCCCUAAGAAAACAUAUCCUUUCAUGUCCAAAGACGCCGAAAAAAUGCAACAACUGUGGCAAGGUCGAGCGAUCUAUAAUGGAUGGGAUGGAGAUCUUCAGCAGCAGAAGCAACAACAAAAACUUCUAUAUAGUGGGUGGGAAGGAAAUCAUCAGCAGCUGCAACAACAACAGCAACAAAAACAUAUGUAUAAUGGAUGGGAUGGAGAUCUUCAGCAACAGCAGCAACAGCAAAAACAUCAUUAUCGUCAUCAGUCUCAUUCAUCAGUCGCUCACACUUACUAUGAGCAAAGUCGCGAGGAAACCAAUGAGAUAGUAUUUGGAGCAGUGCAGGAACAAGAUAAGGAGUCUGUGGUUAUCAAGCCUUUGGAUUACGGUGAUUCUCUCUAUGAUCAUUCCAAUAUGCGGCCUCGAAUCAGUUCCAUUGGUUAUAUCCAAAAGUACUGAGUAUAUACAAUAAAAUAUGUUUUGCAGUACUGAGUAUGUACUGAGUAUAUCCAAUAGGUAAGGGUGAAAUCAAGUACAAAAUUUAUAAUGAUUUCUUUUAAAUAGUAGGAUCUCAUCUUAGUAAGGAGAAGUUGGUCAUCGGAAAACUAAUUGUUUGUUCGGUUUUGCCAAAUUUUCGGCUGCUCUGGUGUGUAAACAAAUUGAACAUUGAGCAUAAUUUAAGGGCAAGAUCAAGAAAUCUUGGCAUGUUAUUGAUUC